AUGGCAAAACCGGCCUCGGUCUUGAUCUUCUUCACCACAUAUCUUUGUAUCGUUAUAGCAAUAGGAGCCAAAAAUUGUAUGUGGUCAAACGGACGUGGUUGGAUCAUCAACGUUGUCAACGAGAUCAACGGCCCCAACAAGAUUCAGGUUCAUUGCAAAUCAAAAGACAACGAUAUCGGUAUGAAAACCCUCGGAUAUCACGAAACCAUCGACUGGAAGUUUUGUGAGAACAUUAUUGCCCCUAGUACUCUCUUUUUUUGCCAUUUUUAUAAUGGUAAUAAAGAACAAGUUUUUGACGUUUUUAAUGAUACUCUCGGGGCCUUUUGCGAUGAGAAGGACCGUAAAAAGACGUAUUACAGGUGCACUUGGAUGGCUAAGCUGGAGGGAUUUUACAUUAAAGAUAGGAGGGCUGGUCCUGGUAAACUGGAGACUGGUCUUAAAUUGCAUGACUGGAAGGUUGGUCGGGUCUAG
Messenger RNA from Erigeron canadensis, 471 nucleotides. RefSeq names its product S-protein homolog 1-like. The record is from RefSeq and is a predicted model, not a curated record. NCBI's taxonomy places the organism in Eukaryota, Viridiplantae, Streptophyta, Magnoliopsida, Asterales, Asteraceae. The coding region runs from base 1 to 471 and encodes 156 amino acids. The transcript has a single exon.